Messenger RNA from Anopheles darlingi, 877 nucleotides. RefSeq lists its product as uncharacterized. The record is from RefSeq and is a predicted model, not a curated record. Bases 143 to 817 code for a protein of 224 amino acids. Lineage: Eukaryota; Metazoa; Arthropoda; Insecta; Diptera; Culicidae. The transcript is spliced from 3 exons.
GGGAUUCGCAACAUUAUUUGCCAGGUGGCUAAAAGUGAUUAGUGCGUGUUGAAGAGAAUUAAAGCUUUCUUGUUCGCCAAUUGAUUUGAAGAAACUAGAAAAACUUAUCGUAAUCGCUUGUACAAGAGAUUCGAAGCAUCAAAUGGCGUCAUCGAAAUGGCGAAGUUCAUGGAAACGCCCUGGUAGCAACAAGAAGGAGCAUCAAGAUUCUCUCAAAACCAAAAGCAAUCUCACAGGCCUGAAACAUGCACUUCAUGGAACGUCGUAUCAAUUGAAGCUGGGAAUCGUUGUUUCCCUAGCGAAUGUUAAGAAGACUUUGGUUUCAACCGAAAAAUACAGCUUUACAGUUACGGCAGAGGAUCCUACAGCCGGAAAAUUCGAUGAUAUUGUGUAUGCUUUUCAAGAUGGCAACAAAACCGGAACUCUGAAGAUUCAAUCGAAACACAAGCUGAGUUCAUCUCCCUGUAAGAGUGGACUUCAGGAUGGGAACUCAUCAGCUAAAGAGAUACAUGUGCAACACAAACAGGAAUCAUCCAUCCCCAAGAUUACACUGAAUGACCUCAUCGCAGACUCAAAAAAUGAUUUUUUUAUCCAGCAAUACUUCAAAUCAUACCGUGACCAACCACAAGGAGCUAUAAAAAAUGAUGUGGAAGGAUUGAUCAUUUGCACCAACGCGGAUUUAGAUGACGACGCAAAAGUAAUGUGGAACGAAAUAGAUGCAGCUGUCCUGACCGAUUCAACGACUUCUUUGGAUUCCUACAUCUCAUCAUUAUUCGAUAAGGCUGGAGAACCCGGUAACCCAUUUCUGGUUUCGUGAAUCAGAAAGACAACAAAGUUCCGCCAACAUUAGCAUAACUGCAAGCGACAUUUGUUUUGG